GAAGGUUAUAGAGAGGUUUCAAUCGUAGCGGGAAUAACAACAUAAAUGAACUUGAUUUUAAGACAAAAUAACACAAAAUAUUAAUGAGCAAGUUCAAAUUAUGCUAUAAUAUAUUGCUGAAUUUGUUAUUGUACAAUUUUUAAAUUUAAACCGGUAUUGCGCUAUUCAAAAUGCCGUUCGCCGCUGAUAUGGAUACUGAGAUUGACAAGACUGGAUUCAAACAUAUGAAAACGAAAGCGUUGACAAAGGCCGUAUGGCUCAAGUGGCAUGUCAACGAUUGCACAUUGGGCCCGAAUGCUCCUGAUCCGUCAGGAGGCAUUACCUCCAAAGAAACCCUGACGAUGCCUGACAAUUCCAUCUUCCAUUCAACGCCGAAAAAGAAUGAUGCGAUUGCAAAACAUUUGAGAAAUGUGAGCAAAAAUGAAAAAGAACAGACCGUCAUAAACGCUGCUACUCAAGAAGAUUUGUUUUGUUCGAAGAAUAUAUUCACUCAACUAGACCGCCUUUCGGUUAACGAAGCGCAACAAGCAAAAUUUGCAUUUCUCAGAAGAAUCGAAGAAUACAAGAAAAAGAGGGAUGAAGAGGUGGCACAGUUUAUUGCCAAGGAGGAAGCCAAAUGGCUCAAAAUUGAGCAGCAGAGGAUGGAACAACUGGCUGCUGAAAAAAUUAAAAUGAAAGAGACUUUGACUACCAACAAGAAUCAAGAAAGCGAUAAAGAGAAUACCAGUGAUCAAACCUAUUUAAAUAGUAAACAAGAUCCAAUAAAUACACAGGCAAACCCAGACACUGCGAAACUAAUAGAAGAGCAACGAAGGUUAGAGGAAAUUAGACAGCGCAAUUCAAGAUUUGAAGUUAUAUUUAAAAACCGAGAAAAAUUUAUGAUUUUGUACAAUUUGUUUUUAGAAAAGAUAAGCCACGAAGACCUGAAAUCAUUUCGAGCCGGUGAAAUGUCAAAUGCAAAAACUGCUAACGAAACGUUCAGCAAUCUUAUGACAAAAUGCAAGGGAGACACAAUUACUGACGAGGAUGUUGAAAAAUCUGAUAGCUUUGUUAAAAUACUUGAAAAUUUAUGCCAGAAAGCGGAGGAAGUCCUUGAGAAACAGAUAGAGUUGCGUCAAAAGAAGAUGGUGGAAGAAGAGGAAGAAAAACUGAUAAAAGCCGAGAAAGAAAAACAAGAUAAAGAGAAUACAGCCAAAAAACAAACGCUAAAUUGUUAUGAUCUAUACGAUUCCGUUCAAAAAUUCACAAAUGAGGUUGAAGUUAAGCUGAAAGAUUUUUUACUGGAUGAUUCGUUAAAAAAAUUUCGGAAUGAUUGUCAGAAAGCCGUGAAUAUACCAGUUAAUGCAAUUUCACCAUUGGAUGCCAAUCAUUUGAAUGACAAAUUGAAAAGACUCGUUACGCUGUUACAAGGGCAGACGGUCACAGUUUCAGAGAAGCGGAUCUCGGCUGGAACACACCCCCUGGGCGUUUUGUACUCUAUGUAUUUCUUAGCGAACAAGAUAGUGAAACAAGGCGAGCAUGUGGUUUCAAGUAAACCAGAAUCCUCGUUUGCCAUCGCAUCAGUCACGAUCGCAAUUUGGCUCGAGUUCCCUGAAUUCGGCAAACUCCUCUUGGCGCAAUUUUACAAAGUUUGCCCUUAUUUGAUACCCAAGUACUGGGACAAGAUGCCAGAUCAAACUGAAGAAGAGUAUUUCAAAAAAUUAGGUUUCCUUUAUUCAGGCGGGGAAAAAGAAGACAUAGAUAAAUUCCUUAAGCGCCAAGGUGGUGUUGUGAGACUGUACGCUGCAAUCAUCUUAUCACCUUUAAAGAAAUCUCUUAGUAAUAAGCCACAUCCGCUUCCUUUGAGUGAGGCUUGGAGGUGGACGGCAGCUUUCAUUUCUCUGAAGCCGAGAGCGUUUAUAAGUGCUACGCUGCUUUUGGACAUGUUGGACGUGACAGGAAACGCGAUGUUGGCCGCUUACGGCAAUCAAUAUCGUAAAAUGUUGCACUUCAUAUGUAAAAUGUACCUGCCUGAAAUUGAAAAGGUAACACCCAAAGGCAAUGGAGGGCCUGUGAUGAGAUUGAAAAGUUUCCUCGAAGGGAUAGUCCAAGGGAAAAAUAUCGCCCCGCCAAAAGGAUUGCUCGCUUCAAAUUUUUGGUGAAACAUUUUAACGAUUUUGUAAAUAAAUAAUUAUAAACUGUUG
Messenger RNA from Cimex lectularius (bed bug), 2183 nucleotides. RefSeq names its product nucleoporin GLE1 (gene Gle1). Gene Ontology annotation, cellular component: cytoplasm; nuclear pore cytoplasmic filaments; nuclear pore. Bases 171 to 2141 code for a protein of 656 amino acids. NCBI's taxonomy places the organism in Eukaryota, Metazoa, Arthropoda, Insecta, Hemiptera, Cimicidae. Gene Ontology annotation, biological process: poly(A)+ mRNA export from nucleus; regulation of translational initiation; regulation of translational termination. Gene Ontology annotation, molecular function: inositol hexakisphosphate binding; phospholipid binding; translation initiation factor binding. The transcript is spliced from 13 exons. The record is from RefSeq and is a predicted model, not a curated record.